UAGAAUAACUGGGAGAAUAACUAAACACAUGGCGCUCAUGAGGUCAGGCUGGCUGUGGAGACAGACUUCUGUCCUAAAACGCUGGAAGUUAAACUGGUGUGACCUUUGGAUCGAUGGGAGUCUUUGCUUCUAUAAGACUGACAGCAGGCGAGAGUUUGAGCACCGCAUCAGCCUCAAAACAGCAUGUGUAGAUGUGAGAUCUGGUCUGGAAUGUGGAGAAGUGACUCCUCCAGAGACUAAUCCCAGGGACAAUCUUGUUGUAAUUCAGCUGAGAGGCGGCUCAACAGUCAACCUGUGUGCCAACAGUGAGGAUGAAUCCAUAGCAUGGAAACUGACUCUGCUAGAGACCAGGAGAAACCCGGUGUUCACAUAUGACCCGUAUGAUGACUCUUAUGAGGUGAUCCCCAUCAACAACUAUCAUACAGUCUACAUCAGACCUGGAGCGGGACCAGGAACCCACCAGGUGGUUGUUCAGAGGGACCCAUUUGAUGGAGUGAUGGAGAAUGUAGCACUGGGAUUACUGGCAGGCAUGGCAGCAGGGACAGCAAUGCGAUCCUUCCUCUGGAUGCCCUUCUUUUUCUGUUGAGAUGAUCUCCAUUACUGACACGACAAUGCUGCACACUGCCUGUCCUCACGAACUGGGAGCCUGACAGUGGCAUGUGUAGAAAGGCUUUGUCCAUCCCAUAACAUCUUUUGUACCUUCUCUUUUCAAAUCCUGUCUUCUGUAACAAACAGAUCUUCUGGUUGUUUCUGUCUUGUGUGCACUUUUGCAUGUAAGACUUACAAAGCUGAAAAAGAUGCUAUAUAAUAUUAUGGUCUUCCUGCUUGCUUCCUGCAUAUGACAC
Larimichthys crocea (large yellow croaker) is the source of this 845-nucleotide messenger RNA. RefSeq names its product pleckstrin homology domain containing B1 (gene plekhb1). Lineage: Eukaryota; Metazoa; Chordata; Actinopteri; Sciaenidae. The record is from RefSeq and is a predicted model, not a curated record. Bases 29 to 586 code for a protein of 185 amino acids. The transcript is spliced from 6 exons. Gene Ontology annotation, cellular component: membrane. Gene Ontology annotation, biological process: regulation of cell differentiation.